Cetraspora pellucida is the source of this 620-nucleotide messenger RNA. The record is from the annotation of a GenBank genome assembly. Lineage: Eukaryota; Fungi; Glomeromycota; Glomeromycetes; Diversisporales; Gigasporaceae.
AAGUUGAUUCAGAUGACAACCUUCCAUUAGAAGAUGAAAUUUUAUUAAACAAAUUAAACCAAGAAAUUCACAAUGUGAGAACACAAGAAGUUAUAUCGAUCACUGAUUCAGAUGAUGAGCUUCCAUCAAAAGAUAAAAUUUUAUUCAAAAAAAUAAACCAAGGCAAUCACUACGUAGGAACACCAGAAGUUAUAUUGAUCACUGAUUCAGAUAACAAACUAGUACAACAAAUCAAUCAUUUAGUUUUUGGAUAUUAUGAAAUAAAAGGGUACAUAAUAAUAUUAGAACAUUUGAUGAAAAACACAAAAGUAUGGAAACCUAAAGUAGGACAAAAAUUCAUAGAAGAGGUUAUCAUUCCUGAAUUGGGUGUUAGGUUCAUAAUAGAAGAUCUUGGGGUUAGUGAUUACAAUACUGCUGUAAAAAUUAUAUGUGAGAGCAUUAAAUAUAGUAACCAGCAUUUUUUUGGCAACUGCAAUAAUGAAUGUUUCGAUGAAAAGAUAUAUUUUAUUUCUUAUAAUUGUGUGAUAAAAAUCUGUAAAAAAAAGAGAACAUUUGAUGGAGAAGCUUAUAGGUUUCGGAUGUUUGCAUAUUCUACAGUAAUACAGCAUGAACCUUUAUGA